AUGAAGCUUCAGUGCAUCGCUUUUCUGUGUUCCUUUUUUGUCUGCGCGCAAGUUUGCUCGAUGCCAACAAAUUGUCGUCUUCGGUGGAAACUUGUGAAAUCAGCUCACAAUCUUCUUAAGAACAUGGGAGGUCUUUUUCCUCGUGAAUGCUUGGAUGAAAUCGUCGAGAUGAAGUUUCCCAUAUCUGAUCUGCAAUCUAAGGGCUUAAAUCAGAAAGUCAGUGUUGCGAAAACAGUGUUUAAAAUUAUGGAGCACAUAGACACUCUGUUUGCGAACGACACUCUCCCAGAGUCCUGGGACCAUGAGAAAGCAGACAAUUUCCAAAACAUAGUUUACCGUCUAACUGAGGAGAACAGAUGUAUUUGGGAUAAGAGGAAUAGCCACUUGGAUGAUUUUUCUGCAAGAGACAGUCAUCUAAAAACCUAUUUUGAAAAAUUAGCCACUCUCCUAAGAGACAAGGACAACAGUCUCUGCGCUUGGGAGGUUAUUCGCAAGGAGCUCUUGGAUGUUCUGAGAAAUAUUUUGAAAUUAGGAUAAAUAGUAAAAUGAGCUGUUAUCAUAAUCAGCAGAAUAGACUUAAGGUCAAUUUUUUACCUUAUAUCUAUUCAUGGUGCGAGUCGGUCCCCAGCUGAAUCUUUGUUCCUAUUAAAGUUUCUCCCUGUUUUUGCC
Messenger RNA from Triplophysa dalaica, 669 nucleotides. It is a transcript of the gene ifnphi2, whose product is annotated as interferon phi 2. Lineage: Eukaryota; Metazoa; Chordata; Actinopteri; Cypriniformes; Nemacheilidae. The record is from RefSeq and is a predicted model, not a curated record. The transcript has 6 exons. Gene Ontology annotation, cellular component: extracellular region. Gene Ontology annotation, biological process: defense response. The coding region runs from base 1 to 537 and encodes 178 amino acids. Gene Ontology annotation, molecular function: cytokine receptor binding.